This is a messenger RNA of Drosophila nasuta, 753 nucleotides long. RefSeq names its product ALG14, UDP-N-acetylglucosaminyltransferase subunit (gene Alg14). Gene Ontology annotation, molecular function: N-acetylglucosaminyldiphosphodolichol N-acetylglucosaminyltransferase activity. Lineage: Eukaryota; Metazoa; Arthropoda; Insecta; Diptera; Drosophilidae. Gene Ontology annotation, biological process: dolichol-linked oligosaccharide biosynthetic process. The record is from RefSeq and is a predicted model, not a curated record. The coding region runs from base 112 to 753 and encodes 213 amino acids. The transcript has a single exon. Gene Ontology annotation, cellular component: UDP-N-acetylglucosamine transferase complex.
CUUUAAAAGGACAGCCGGCAAAAUGCAAGGGCUGCCAGAGUUGACCAGCCGACUGCGAUUUUGAGUGCUGCCCAUCUGCGCAAAAGAUAAACAGUGACUUGCAAACAAAACAUGAGCCGCAACACCAAAGAUUUUAAGUGCUGCCCGACUGCGCGAAAGAUAAACAGUGUGUCUUGCAAACAAAACAUGAGCCGCAACACCAAAGAUUAUCCGACUUAUGUGAUACUUGGCUCUGGUGGCCACACAGCCGAAAUGCGUCAGAUCGCUUUGGCCCUGCUGGAGCCGAGCAACUGCACCAAUUACCAGCCAAUGCGCUACAUUGUGGCCGACAGCGAUGUCACCUCACAGAGCAAACUGUCCAGCGAUUUGCCCUCCAUCCGGAACAGCGACUUCAUCCGUGUGCCGCGCAGCCGAAGCGUCGGCCAGAGUUGGCUGAGCACCAUAUUCAGCACCCUGUGGGCUCUGCUCUGGAGCUGCUGGCUCAUUUGGCGCGACCAACCAAAAUUGGUGCUCUGCAACGGCCCCGGAACCUGCGUCCCAUUCUGCUACGCCGCUUACAUGUGGCGUCUGCUCGGUCGUUUACCCGCUAACAGCAAAAUUGUGUUCCUGGAAAGCUUUUGUCGGGUGAACACAUUAUCGCUAAGCGGGCGCCUUCUGCUGCCACUGGCGGACAUGUUUAUCGUCCAAUGGCCGGGGUUGGUAGAGCGCUAUGGUCAUAAAAACAAUGUAAAAUAUUUUGGUCGCCUCUUCUAA